Molecule: messenger RNA, 621 nt
Organism: Didymella exigua CBS 183.55
Lineage: Eukaryota; Fungi; Ascomycota; Dothideomycetes; Pleosporales; Didymellaceae
Exons: 1
Coding region: 1-621 (206 amino acids)
Source: RefSeq, a predicted model, not a curated record
AUGGUCAGUGGGGUGCCGGUCUUCAUCAAGGAAAACCUCGGCGAUGCUCUACGUUACUUUCGGAAGCACUACCCUUCUACAUUGCUCUGGGUCGAUGCGUUGUGCAUCAGCCAAGCAGAUCUGGACGAACGAGCUUCCCAAGUUGGCCUCAUGGUUUGCAUCUAUCGGCUGGCAGACGGCAUAUUUGCAUGGUUGGGGAAGCCUAGGGAUGAGGACAAAGUCCGUGCAGGGAUGGCAUUGAUGCGAUGCCUUCAUAACCAUGUCAGAGAGAACCACAAGAACAAGAUCAUCAAUUCCAAAAGACCUUUCUGGGGCCAGAUCACGGGAGUCAUUGAGUAUAUGCACAGGACUGAGGGCACUGACUUGUGGUACGCCUGGAAAGGUAUUCCCGAAAUAUUCACUUGCGCAUACUGGACCAGGCUUUGGAUUCAGCAGGAAGCCACGACGCCAAAGCCAAUUCAGUUCUGGCUAGGUGAUCACAGUCUGGAUGAUGGCCCAUUUUGUACUGUGGGGGACUGGCUCGCAGUGUUCAGCAAUGAUUCAAGGUUUCCGGACAACUUCCGCAGAGCUUGCGGUUACGACGAUAAAGUGGGACCUGUUCUCGCCUCGCGAACCACCUGA